GUUUGUGCCCAAGUUCAAUAUUCAUUUCUGCUCACGCUGUCGUAGCAAAGCAAAUUAUUUGGCUGUAACGGAUUCUGUAUAUGGAUAUCGUGCCAAUACGGCACUGUUAACACAAAGCCGGAAUAACUGACAAUACGUCCAUCCUCUUGUAAACCGUGUUUAUAUUGUCCGGAUUGUCUAGUCUCGGUUUUAUUGACCCUUCACCCUGUGAACUUUAUGGUUUAACAGAUAAAAGGAUCAUUGCUUUGAAGAUUCUGGACGGGAGGUUUUGCAUUGGGCUCUUGAGACUUUCAGGAUAAACGGAGAAUUUGAUUUAGUCUUGAGUUAAUCUUGUGUGGUGAGUGCACAUCCCACAACACGGAUUUCAAGCUUUCCUUUUUUAGUGGAUAUAAACGUUUACUUCAAGACUAACUAAGGAUACCACUCUCAGGAGGCACGGAGGUGUGUUAAGUUCAGGAUAUAACUCACAUGGAGUUUUCGUGUUGAUAUAUCGAUAGGGCAUGAGAUACCUAAUCGGCCUUUAGUGCAGGAGUGAUUGGAAUAUGGUGGAGGACUAAACGAAAAUAUCACAAAUGAUUACAGGAUGGAACUUGCAAAUUUUCCCUUUUUUCGGUGCGUUGCUGCUGUGGUGUGCCUGUGGCCAGACCCAGGAGAUCCGCGAUUGUCUCCAAGCGAAUGCGACCUGCCACCAGGACUCCAAGUGCUCCUCUCUCCUCAUACACAUGCCACGGCUAUGUGGGGACUCAGGUAGCUUAAAGUGCGCCACACCCCAAACAAUGACGUGUAGGACGGUGCUGAAGACUAUUUUAGCUUACAACUAUUUUCAAACCUGUGUAUGUCCCCAUUCUAUGCCAAAUUAUGAAGAGUGUGAAUUCUUCCGCGACAACAUCUUUCACCAUCCAUGUGGAGAGAUCCACCAAGAGGGCAAGGACACUUUCGUCGUCAAAACAAACGCUAACGAGCGUGAUGACGAAGACGAGGACUAUGACGCCCGGAUGGACUAUGAUGCUGUCCAUGAUAAGAGGUCUGAUGAGAACGGACCUAGCUGCGUAGACCUGCGGAAGGAGUGCCUGGCAGACAGAACGUGCAAUCGUGAUCUCACAAAUUUUAGGAAAUCAUGCAAAGUGAGACGAGGGCGAUGCUACGCUGAGAGCAGCGGGCGUGACAGGAGUGGUCAUGGCGGACUGCAAAGAAGCGGCAUAGGAGAUGCAGGCACGGCGAUGGAGCGAUGUAUCCAGUCCUACGAGGCUCUCCGGCCGUAUGGACUUUUCCGGUGUUCGUGCGUGCAACACAAGGGCCACCAGCGACGGAAAUGCAACGGGUUGAUGAGGCGAUUCAUGAAAAAUGCGUGCCUGGUGGUCGCAAACGAAGCCGCAAUCUAUGGCAAAGAAGCCAAAGUCCUGCCACAGAAGCCCGGGGACAUCCCCGAGGAUGGCACUGUCCCUGACUCGGAUCCCUUCCCUCCACUGGAGGAUGACGACUACGAGGGCGAGCAAGCGGGCUUUGACAAGGAGGAGGAGAAGUUCACACCAUCCCCGCGGCUCAUCCCGCCCUCUAACAUUCCUGCCACAGGUAGGCAACAAAACGUCUCCUGCUACGAUGCCUUCACCGAGUGCAACAGAGACUCCUUCUGCCGUGGAAAGAUGGGCAAAUUCGUCACGUCUUGUCAGUGGGACUUGCGCAAGAGCACGUGUGACCGUGCCCUCUGCCUCCCGGCUAUGGACGAAUUCUUCCAGUCUGUUGACAUGAACCAUGGCCAUGCUGCCGCGUUUUGCAUCUGCGAGCGAAACGACAUCAAGUGCGCGUCGAUACAUGAUGUGUUACAACCAAAAUGUGCCGUGGCUGAGACACCGACGCCACCGUGCUUGUCGCUGUAUACGAAGUGUAGGAGCGACGCAGGCUGCAGGCGAAGAUGGGAAUACUACGAUAACUAUUGCAAUUUUGACAAGAAGACUGGAGCGUGUUCGAAUGGUGACCAGUUGUGUCGUGAUGCUAUAGUUGGCCUCAUGGGGACCCUUCUGAUGACCAAUUGUACCUGUGAGGGAGUCCAAGGCGACACACGAGCGCGUUGUAACGUUAUUCACGAGAAGCUGGUGAGGAACCAGUGCAGAGAAAUCGCGACAUCUACAAAGGUUGCUAUCAGCUACGAGACAACACCCACCACAAAAUUACUGAAGGACGACAAGGACAUGGUCAAGUUGGAGGUCAACCUCCCUGUGCAGACGCCCUCAAAAAGACGUUGCGAUGCAAGAGUUUAUAAUGAAAGAACUUUAUUGAGAAUUUAUGUCAACAACACCGACUGUUCAGAAUUAUGCAAAUGCUUGAGGAAUAAUACAUUUUACUGCAGACAAAUGCCUUGUUUACCCAACUUGUUCUGUCGUGAGGGAGGAGUUCAAUAUGCUCACGGUUCUGUGUUCACCCUCAAGGGCCGAGGUACCUGUAAGUGUACGAGGGGUGAAAUUAUCUGUGCAAAAGCGAUAGAAAGCCCACAAGACGACGGUCUUUUCCUACAUGUAGGCUACAGUGAAAACGACCUCAAAAUACUUCGAAACUACUCAGUGAGAGUCACAUUCAAAGACGUAUCAGAAAAACUCACACGGUUGUUAAAUGGUGAAACAGACAACUGGGAAUGUGGGUUGCGAGUGUACGCUCAUAAAGGGGGUAACAUAGACUUCAUGGUGUUAACCCUUGGGCGGCCUCACAGGAUGCGAAAGAGAGAAUGGUCAGUCUACAAUCCUUACGAUCAACAAAAAGAAGCUAAAAAAGAUGAUGCAGCAUAUUCCGCAAAAGCAAUAUGUAUGUAUCCAGCAAAAUUAUUAAGCUAUAUGAUAAAUUCGCGGCAUCCGUCAGUAACAAAGGACCCACAGUUAUCCAUGAUAAAAGUGGCUACAGUUGAUGACAUUCAGCACCAGGCGGCGCAAAAAGCAGGGUCUAAGGCGAAAGCAAGCUCGUCAUCUACAGUUCACUGUUCGUAUAUUUUAGUGAUAGUGACGUUAUUAUGCACCUCAUGGACGACAUACUUGCAACGGCGAAAUACGUGAAAAACAUUCAUUGAGGAGACUUAACUAUCACAGACACAAGGCUAUCAAGUCAGCAAAAUGAGUUCCAGGACACACCAGUAGGCGGCGAUGCGCAAAAGGGCUUUUCACAGAGCUGAACAUUGGGGUAUGCUGCCAACUAGUGCGUUCCCAAAAUAUCUUUCGUGAUUUUUUUAUCAAUUUGGCCCCUAAUCAGCGACCAUGUGCUUAAUUGAAUGGUAUACAUACUGUUGCAUGUCAUAUAUUCGCAUAAGAUGUCUUCAUUUAGAUUUGCCAAUAAGAACGUUGAUGAUGAUAUUAGUGCUUUUCGGCAUGCGCACAAUGGCAAGUUGUGGAUAAUUCCUACUGAGUUGAUUUACAGGCAGAAAAAAGCUCACUGUGUGUCGUGGCAAUUAGAUGGCAAUCUUGUGGUCAUGACAAAUACACUCUAUUUGAGUUUGGAAUAGAGCUCACAUAAGAUGUUUAUGCGCUGGGAAUGCAGUAUUAUAUGAGGAAGGAGGGAAGGAGUUUAACCAACAACAUGAUUCUCGCUAAAAGCAAAUGUUGUCGCUAAAUUUGUCAACAGAGGAAUUUUGCAGAAUUCUGCGCAGCCAUCUUGCAUAUGUCAUUGUGUCAUAUUUGCAUUGUACCAUGUAGUGUAGUUGUCGAUAUUGCAGCUAAAGGCACCUGUCUGUAGGGUUUCUUUAUGGUGCAGCAUAAUUUUCAGUACAAGCUGAAAUAAACCAAAACCUUUGUAGCGCAAAUAAAUGUUCAUUAUGGCUCGUAUUUAUUCGGGGCCAGGCAAUGAAAGGGCUCUCUGCUUCUUCAUUUGUCUUCGCUACACUGUACAAUCAUAGCCUGUGUAAUAAUUUCUACAUCUUGACUUUUACUUUAGCUGCAAUGGUAAUGGUCAAGCACCUGGCCUAAAAUAUCGAUGUUCGCCUUAAUAAAAUGUUUAGAAUUCGUGAGGAAUUCUGUUGGAUUAAAAUAUACUGUGUUACUUAUGAUACUGACAUUUAUAAAGAUACUUGAUGUCUGUUUUAUGUGGGAAAACAUGUGUCUAAUAUUGCAUUUCUUUCUUCUUUUGAAGAAAGCCCUACCUGAGUAUGAACUACAUGAAUGUCAUCUUUGGAUGGUUCUCAGUUAAAUCGGGGAAUUAUUUAAUAGAUUGCUCUUUUAAGAUGAACUUUGUAGACCAUCGUUGAUGACAUUUUUGGGGAUCAAACUAAAAACAACUGUCUUCGUGGGUGUCAUUGCCAGGAGAAUAACAUGAUGUCUGACCAUCAGUUAGUCCUCUGACUUCAUCCAAUUUAGAGUACAUUUUCAAUGUGAGUAACAGUUGACGAAAUGCCAAUUGCAUUUUUAUUUAGUAAACCAGGAACUUGUGUUAAGAGUAAUACUUGUGCUUCUUUAACAUGUGUGGCCAGCUAUUUACCUGAUGCCAGUCGAAAUCUAAAAUUUGAAAUUUGGUGUAUAUAUUUGUUUAAUAUGAAAACUGCAUGUCACUAGUAACUGAUGGGUUGUACUAUAAUCUGUAUAUAACAAAACACAUGCAAUCCGUGUGCUCAUGAGUACAUUUUGUGUACUUCUGUAAUGUUAAGGGGUUGACAAUAGGCACCACAAUUUUGGCUAAAACUUGAAAUCUUAGAGCAAUUAGAACAUUUUCAAAACAAAGUGAAUGCCAAUUUCAAGGGUGGGAGCCUGUUGUUUGUUUUCCAGAGAACACCCUCCAGGGUUUUAAAUUGGCAUUCACUGCAUUUUGGAGGAGUUCUAAUCGCUUUAGGAUUUCAAGUUCUAGCCAAAAUAGCGAUACCUGUGGUGAACCCUUAAAAGAAUAGGAAAAACGGACUUGAGUAAUUGACUUUAAAACUUUAAAGCAUUGCAAGGGCCCAAUGUACUAAUGAUGUUCGUUUAAAGUGUAAAUUCGAAAUCUUAUGGCCGUAAAAUCUUAUUUCUUUAUAGCAUUUGUAUACUAUCGCUAGCAAGGCUGUAAAGUUGCUAGUAUAUUGCUGCAAUUGAUACUGCCGAUUGUGUAAAUUUGUAAUGACAUGUUCGUUUAUAAUCUGUCCGUGUAGAUUGCUAGCACAUGUAAGGUGUUACAACAGUAAACAUGUUGCAGCAGGAAGCUUGAUUGGGUUUACUCGUUCGAUGAUGCAGUAUUUUGAGAAGCAAAAACCUACUUCGAUUGGUGCAAAAUUCUUCUUCCCAUGAACAAUAUUACCUACAUGGACAGCUUACUUAAUUUUCGACAAAAAGUAAUAGGGGUAUUUUAAGAUACAAAUGCACCUGAAAGCACCUUGUUUUAAGGAAUACUAGGUGUAAAGCCCUUUGGGUCACCAAUCAGAAGCAAGAGGACAAUGCAUGCUUUCACUGAUUUAAAAGGUAAAGACAAUCGGUCCAUCCCUUCGGUCAAUAAUAUGUUUCACAGGCAGUGUGUUUAUCCAUUAGAGAGGUUAAUGCUCAAAACACUACUUCUUCAAGAGUGAAUAUAACGUGUGUUUCAUAACAAGCCAACUAAAGAUUGCAAGCUUAUAUUGCUCUAACAGCUACCACUGGUGUACCCUCUGAAAUUUGUACAAACUUGUAAAUACUACUGUGCUACGAUAUAUGCGUUAUUCUUGCUAGGUACCGCCAUUUCGUUUUCUGGCACGUCAUGUAAGAGAUGUAGCUAUGUAUGAUUGGUCAUCACGUCAUGAAUGUUAUUUUUGAAUAUACCUGACAGGAACAUUUUACUUUGUUGUCGUUUUUGCUAAUUAAAAUCUAAUUGGACUCGUUUUUCGAUCUUGUGAAAUCUGCUCUCAAUAUGAUUAGGCGGUAGCCAGGUCCUGUUACAGUCGAGCAAGGUUGUCUAAUCGGUUGUAACAAUGCCCUGUAGCUACAGGCCUUUUAGAGGAACAGCCACAUAUUUGCGUUCUGUUUGAUUUCUAAAUCUCCAAACACGUAUGAAAUACAUAUGGCGGAGAACGAUGAUAAAUAUUGUUUUCAGUCUUGAAUGAUUUUAGUUUUCCAAUUUCAAUCAGUAUACUACGUUUUACUUUUUUAGUCUCAGUUGGUUUUCUCUACAAAGCCUAUCAGCAUAGCAUGUACAUGAACAUUGUAUACAGCAUAUAAACCUAUUCGCAGUUCCAUGACUUACUUCAGAGAAACUUUAUGUAUUUGGUCGAAGCUAUAUGAAAACAGAGGAUAUUAACUUUGUCAACCGACCCUCAAUGUGAAGAACCCACUUUUGUAUCUAAAAAGUUGAUUCCCAGAUGUCGUUGUCAUCUAAACAGAAACUCGAAAUAUACAACACUCUUUUAUCAUGUUAUUUGCCAUCUUGAUCACAUAUGAUUUUUACCUACGUCACAAUUUGUACGGAGAAUUAAGGCUUGUUCUAAUUAUUAAUUAUUUCAAACCAAGCCAAUCUAAAUGAAGAUCCAUAAUUAUUCCAAUGGUAACUCUUGUCAUAAGCGAAAUACUACCCUACCUCCAAAGGCAAUUUUCCCGCCCAGAUGAUAUAUUUGUGUCUCGUUAACUUUUGUAUUCAUUUUUGAUACUGAUGCAGGAUGUCCCAAUCUUAAUAGGCUAUCAUACUGGAUCUCAUUGUGAGUUCAUUUGCCAAUGUGUGAACAUCUCCAAGUACGCACCAAUGCAUAAGUCACGGCCCCAGGCUCAUUGGUGGUUAAUCAUGAAAAAGCCGAGGCUUUGAUUGAGAAUCCAGUUGUCAUUUUAAGGCUCUGGUGUUCUGUUAAAUGUAUGAAAUAAUUUGAGCACCCGAUCUAAAAUGACAAAUUCUUUUGAGCGUCAACAUUACACUGGUCUGCACCAGAUCGAAUGAUCCAAAAUAAGUAGUUCUGGCAUGAACAAUAGCCUGUUAUAGUGCAUACGAAUUGUUUAUUAGUUUUUUUCAUAAUAAACGCCUUCAGUUUAAUUUGUAGGUCUGCCUAUUGCACAUCUCAAGUCUUUGUUUCUGCGUUAACGAUCAGUGUGUAUCAGUUCAAGCGGUAAUGAUAUGUGGUCUGACCAGGAUAUUACUAAUCAAUUAUUUCUAAAAGCAGUUCUUAAAUAGCAAUAUCUACAAAAAUGGGUUAGGUGUUAGGUAAGUUGGGUACAGCAGUCGCCUCGAUCUAAUUAUAGCCUCUGUGUGCGUUAAUUUGUUCCUGGGCUAUGGCUGUACCACUUUUCUGUAGGCCGUAUAGAUCUUCAACUUUAGAUGAAAUUAAUAAUUCCUUAUUUCCCAUCUCUGUUUUUUUUUUCUGUCUCAUAUAUUUAUAAUAUCACUGUGAUUAUUCGACGAGAACACAUAAUGGUUAUGAUUGAUUUUUAUUAUCCUUAUGCAGCUACUUCCGUCUUAAUGGUUUAAUGAAAGAAGAGUGAAAAAAAACUUGCACAUUCGCAUACGGCUGCAAGUCGGGCCAGUUACACAUUGGGAAUAUCCGAUAUCAGGCUGAUAGCCGUCUCUGAGCCAUGACAGGAUAUCUGGAUGAUAUAGCAGAUGUCAACCGAUAUCCGACAUAUGUUCUUGAGCUUUCCCUCUGUAUAUUUUAGUAUCAUUUCGGCAUAAUGGGCAACAUUCCCAUAGUUUUAACCCUUUUUGAUUACAAGGUUCGUUUUUUUCGCCUUAUGGUCGUGCACAGCAUUGAAAUAUUUCUCGUGUUGAACUCAUUCGCUAUUCAGCAGUUGGAGGCGGAAAACUGGAAAUAAGUAUAUUUCAACUGAGUUACUAUCAGGUUUUUUGCAGAUUAAAAAAUGUGUUAUAUCCAAGUAUAUUAAAAAAGGGAAAUAUUAUAUCAUAUACAUGUAAUUUUGGAUCAAAAUUAGUUUCGAUAAGGCACACCAACAACAGAGACACAUUCCGUAAUUUUCCUGUUGUGACUGUAUCCUGUUACAAUGGCUUAGAGAAAUCAAUAGGCCGAUUUCGCUAAGUCUAAUCUAAACUAACAAGUCUACGUAGUAUUUUUAACGAAGUUACUUUUUGAGAUUGCAUGUUUUCAACACAGCGUACCUAAUCAUGAUCAGACCAAAUUAUUGAAAAGGAUGCAACAGCGCAUCUUGUAGAAAUGACAUGGCCUCGUUGGUCUCAUUGAUGUCUGUAACACUUGUCUUUUAAGUUACAGCAACACUGAGUUAUUCAUUGUGUAUUGACGAUUUUGUACUUAUCAGAUUCUUUGUAGAACCAUUCUUUGUGAAAUCUGUGAUUUUUGUGCUGCCAAAUAUAGAACUCAAUGUUCCCGAUGAGAUCAGGUCAACUUCCCGGAAAUGUGUACUUUCCCAAACCUGAAUUUUCAAAGUUUUUAUGGCACAUGGUACGGCUACUUUGUUUUGGGCAAAAAAAUUAUAUGAAUCGGCUGAGCAAUACAUGUUUUGCCAGUAUUUUCUCAAUACCUGGUAGUGCAGUAGUACAGUAGAACCCCGGUCGGUGACCACCCCGCUUUGACGACCAAAUGGUUUCCUCUUUAAUUACCAUUACAAUGCCCCCGGUAACAGCCCUGUACCCAGACCACGACCACUGGAUUUGGCGGUCCCAAUGACCAAAUUCACCCCUCUAACUCGACCAAAGGGCUUAAUUGCCGUGAAAAGACGAAUGCUGCCAUGGUUUCUGUUCAGAAAUUGAUUGCGGCAAAAUUGUCAUGCUACAGAUGAAAAAAAAUUUCAAGUCCAAAUAUUUUUUUCAAACAAGUAUCAGCUGUAAAUUUGAGCCUAGUCAUGUUGAAUUCGAGGUGACGGAGGUAUCAAAGCAACACUCGACGCUCCAAUCUACAUCAGUCUCAACCAGGUAAUCAAGGAGCAAAUAAAACACUUCUUGUACAAUCUACUCGCCAUUUAUAGAGGUUGAUUUGGCCAACUUAGGAUGAAUCAAAUAUGCCUCAAGACUUCCACAGCUGCUGUAAUACUUUCCAAAAGGGGUCGCCACCAUAUUGUUGUUGUCUGGUUGAUUAAUGAAAAUAUUAUAUUUAUGAUCAGUUAUUAUACUCUUUAUCAUAAUUUACACAAAAGGUCACACGCAUAUAGGUUACUUUUUCACUAUUGUCGAUUUUCUUAUUAUAUAACUCGUGCUACAAUCGUUGUGUUUUUUCAAAUUACAUUUUACGGCGAUCUGUCAACAGGAAUUAUAGUUCUAAAUUUCGACGCGAGGUGACUGUACGCUAAACCAGUUUUCAUUAAAAUAAUCAACGCCCGUGUUGCGUUGUUUUCAUUGCACUACAGUAUUGAGAUUUACUUUAUAUAUUUUUUGAUGCUGGUGACAAUAAAGCCAGACAUUUCCAUGCGAGAGUGACAGAAAUAAUAAAGUACUUUAAAAAAUGUAGCAUGCUGCGUACUGCCUUUUCGUCUCAAACGUAUUGAAACAACUUUUGUGACCUUAUUUCAAAGUAUGUUGUGUACUACCGGAAUGGAAAAAUAUCAUUGUUAGUGAAACUGUCUGUACAUUGUACAUCCUAUAACUACUCUGGGUGAAGAUAUCGGUUUACUUUUGCAAAACAUGAUAGAACGAAUGGGACCUAUAAUUCUUGUGGCUUCAGAGUAAACCCAUGGUAUUUUCCCUUUUACGUUUGUAUCAUCUUUUCCACUGAAUGGGAAGCACGUCUUUAUUAAAGUAAGCAUAUACCUUUAUUCAACGUAGUACCUGAAGAACAGCUGGCUUAUAUGUAAGGCAGAAUCGUAACUUGUACACUUAUCUUUAUCUCGUGACUUGUGAACACUUUUGUACAUUAUGAAUACGGCGAUGUAUCAACUCAAUAUGUAGUCGGGAUUUGACUUGAUUUUAAUUGCCAAAUUGCAUUUGGCUUCGAAUGUUAGCAUUUAGUUCCGCAUGCGUGUUGAACCGCACUGACUUGAUGGCCAUAAUGGGCCGGAGAGAAGGGGAAGGGAGGAAACUCUAAAUUGUAUUCAUUCUGCAAUGACCGUCGUUAGAACCGUAGUAAAUCUACAUCAUGUAAAUCUUAACUUUGUGAUGGUUCCAUGCGUCAAAAUUGACUACAACCCUUGUUCUGCUGACAAAAGGAGGCUGGUUGGGUCAGAUCUUGAAAGCUAUUGGUUUCAACAGUGCACCGAAGGUCUUUGGGAAAUGCAUGAGGUUUUAAAGGAAAUUACUGGCCGUUUUUGGGAAAACUUAGUCGAAAGAGAAGUUUUGAAAGGGGAAUCGCCAGAAGCAUGUCAUACUCUAACGUUCAAACAUGCCAGUUCUUUUCAGCUCUGAUAUUGAAGUAUAUACACCGAGUAUUAAGAUCAGGCCUUUGACAUUUUGUUGGUCACUUGCCUUUCAGCCGCAAUGAUAUCGUACUGAGGAGGCUCGUUUUCUAGUUUCUGUCAACAAGACAUGCGUACUCACCAAUCACAACACUACCGACGUUGUCGUGAAAAAGCUUUACGCUGUAUAUAUAUAAUCACCAAUAUCCCAAAUUUCUGUUUUGCGCUUUCAGCACAUUGCCGGUAUGUCAAGCAUUUCCUCAUUAGUAUAUAUUUCCAAUAGUGAAGAACUUCUUUUGGUAAGUCGUCUCUUAAUUGAAUGGCUAACUCUGUCAACAGACUAUGACAAUAUGCACUUCCUGUUACGGGAACGAUUUUUUCCAGGGUUACUUUUUCAGAAAUGAGCGUUAUAAUCUACGAGGUGCUAGCAUUAUCCUUUUUUAAGUUACUCUGUGAAUCAUGCCACGAGCUUUACACUGAUAUCCUCAACUUUAUAAAGAAGUCAUUGAUUGUUUAAUGUUAUGUAUAAUUAUCAACAUCCACCAAAAAAAUGAUGCGACAAAAUUUAAUCCGAGCUGUUGCUGUGGCCGGACGUAAGUGUAAAUGUACUACGGUAAUAGUUCCAUCUUGGUAUAUCUAAAACCGCCAUUUUAGUAGCUUAAACCCGUUUGUUUUUAAAAAAUACCAUUUAGCUGAUUCUCCAUCAUAUUACUGCAUUACAUUUUCUAAAGACUCAAAUGUGAGGUGCGGGUGAAGAAGAUCGACCAUUUCUAGUGUGUUGGUCUUAGAAGAACCAAACAACAUGACGUCACGUAUAUUUUACAAUAAUUAACACCACAUGUACGAAUGUAAUCGGGUAAUGGCUGUUGAUCUCCAAAUAUGAACUAUCGACAUUUUUAUCAGUCCAUGGAGUCAGGUCAAUCUUCUUACACAUGGGUUUAGUUUGCCUCCUCUUAGCAGUGUAGUAGAUUACAAUGAUGUGCUUGUCUAAAGUGAGUAUAAAUAUUAAGUUUUUAAAUUAUCAAGUCUCUUUUUUUGGAAUGUUAUACAAUGAUCAUGAACAGAGAAAUUAUUUCCAAGUGAUCAAAAGUGUCGCAGAGGUUUUACAAAUUGUGCUAUAUCAGUCUCAAACGAUUGACCUCUUUAGUGAAGUUUAAACGACUUUGUCGUUCUUUCACACCUUUUUGACUUCAGAGAUGCAUGUAAAAUACUAAAUUAUGUGAGUAAAAAAGGCAACGUUUCGAAGACACCAUGAGAUUAAUCAAUUUGAAAUUUAUUUUUGGCAAAGAUAUCAUUGAAAUGAACUAACUUCGGUAUUUUGAUAUGUGGUAUCAGUCCGAUGUAGUGUUCAAUCGAUUUAUAUCCAAAUGAUAUUUGCGGAUUUUCCCUGUACAGACUUGUGUCUUCCCAUGUCCUAAACCGAAGCGCAUGUAUACAGGUCAAUAUAUAAAUAUAUAAACACAUCUCGCUUAGCUGUAAUCGGGGAUAUUCUCCUAGCUUUAGGAAAUUAGGACAAGCAGGUACUACUUGUUACUGCAUGCAUACAAACUUUCCUAAGUUUGCACUUGCAUCAGAGCGACUGGCAACCAUUAUUUCGCUGUGUGCGACGAAUAUUCAUGUAAAAAGUAAAUUUUAAGAAAUGUAAAUUUGCCAAUGUGUACUAAAUGGAGGGAAAUAUGCUAAAUUGAUUUUAUAUUCCCAUAUUGCAUUAUUUUCGUUACUUCCCUUUCCUUUUAGUUUAAACAGGAUAAGGGGGCAUACUCAUUCUCAAUGGUAGGUGCACAUUAUGAUGUUUGGUUCUCUUGCAUCGUAUCUCAACUAGGUAUCUUACCCCUUAAAUAUUGUGUUGUUAUUUUUGUGUUUAUUUACACAAACCGUGACUCAUUCAACGCAAUGAUGACUAGCUUGAUAAUGUGAACUUUGUAAUUUUGAUUGAUGAAUGCUUGAACAGUAAACGAAACUAGAUAGAUGCUCUGCUUAUUCUGAGUUAUCUUCUGUUUAUGAGGUUUGAGCAAUAAAGUAUUUUGUACAUAAGAA
Molecule: messenger RNA, 12221 nt
Organism: Lineus longissimus
Lineage: Eukaryota; Metazoa; Nemertea; Pilidiophora; Heteronemertea; Lineidae
Exons: 18
Coding region: 573-3041 (822 amino acids)
Biological process (GO): nervous system development
Cellular component (GO): signaling receptor complex; external side of plasma membrane
Molecular function (GO): signaling receptor activity
Source: RefSeq, a predicted model, not a curated record